Messenger RNA from Lytechinus variegatus (green sea urchin), 2239 nucleotides. Its product is annotated as suppressor of SWI4 1 homolog. The record is from RefSeq and is a predicted model, not a curated record. The transcript is spliced from 13 exons. The coding region runs from base 65 to 1573 and encodes 502 amino acids. Gene Ontology annotation, cellular component: preribosome, large subunit precursor. Gene Ontology annotation, molecular function: rRNA binding. Lineage: Eukaryota; Metazoa; Echinodermata; Echinoidea; Temnopleuroida; Toxopneustidae. Gene Ontology annotation, biological process: rRNA processing; ribosomal large subunit assembly.
UUGCCCGAAAAACGUGGGACUGAAUUGUUGUGCAUCAAAGCUAGAAAGACGAACAUCAGACAUCAUGGCCCGUAAAAAGAGCAAAUCUAAAAAGGCAGCCCAGAGGAAGCAAAACUUAGCAGAGAACGAUUAUGGGAAAGCCCCUCAUACAUUUGUCUUCAAUCGAGGUAGGGUCGGGAAGAAUGGACUCCAGCUUAUGCUUGAUACGAGACAAGUGAUGGAGCCCUUUACAGCAUCAAGUCUUCGGGCUCGAAAGAAGAACACUCUCAAAGACUUUGUAGGAGUAGCAGGUCCUCUUGGUGUUUCUCACUUUAUGUCCUACACAAAAACAGAUUCGGCAAUUCACAUGAGAAUAAUGAGGCUUCCCAGAGGGCCGACAUUGACCUUCAAAGUUCACAAGUAUACCUUAGCUAAGGAUGUUGUAUCAUCGUUACGGAGACCCAGUAUGUACGCAUCACAGUUCCUUCAUCAUCCUCUCCUAAUCCUCAACAACUUCAAUGGCAAUGAACUCCGCUUCAAGCUCAUGACGACCAUGUUCCAGAACAUGUUUCCAUCCAUCAAUGUCAACAAUGUUCAUCUCAAUGACAUUAGAAGGUGUGUUCUGCUCAACUACAAUUCUCAGACCAAACGGAUAGAAUUCAGACACUAUUCCAUCAAAGCUGUACCUAUGGGGAUGAGCCGAAGCACCAAGAAGCUUCUCCAGAGUAAAGUUCCUAAUCUAGGACGCUACCAGGAUGUUAGUGACUUCUUCCUAAACACUGGUAAUUUGUCAGAAAGCGAGGCUGAGAUGGAUGGAGAGCACAACGAAGUGACUCUACCCCAGAGGUUAGCCAGCCGAGGCAACCUUGACAAUCAGAAAAGUGCUAUUAGGUUAAUAGAGAUUGGUCCGCGGCUACAACUUGGUCUGAUUAAGAUAGAGGAAGGUCUAUGUGAAGGAGAGGUUCUCUAUCAUGAAUCCAUAACAAAAACCAAGGAGGAAAUUUCAGCAGCCAGGGAGGUGAAAUUCAGGAAGAAGAUUGAAAAGAUCAAGAGAAAAAAGCAACAAGAGGCAAACAUAGCCAAGAAAAAGAAGGAGAACGAUGAAAACAAGGCACGCUCUAUCGAAGGGAUGAAGAGGAAGUAUGGAAAAGAGACCAAGGAUGGAAAGAAUGUAGGAGAAGAGGAGGAUGAAAAGAAGGAGGAAGAGGAGGAUGAUGAUAGGGAGUAUUACAGAGAAGCAGUAGGAGAAGAACCAGAUGCAGGUAUGUUUCCAAGAAAGCGAUCAAAAUCUUCUCAGGGAAGCAGAGGUAGGGGCACCAACAAGCGGCAGAAGUUUGGAUCCCAAGAUCGGAGAAGAGGAGAUUCAAGGGAACGAGGAGAUGGAGGAGGAGGAGCAAGAAGGGGAGAGAGAGGAGGGAGAAGAGGAGGGGGCCGAGGAAGGGGCAGAGGAGGGAGCAGUGGUGGAAGAGGAGGUCAUCGUGAAUCAGGAGCCAGUAAAGGAAACGGAUCCUUCAAACCCAAAUUCAGUGCAAGAACUCAGGCUGCAAGAUCAAGAGGAGGAAGAGGGCAGAAAAGGUCAUUUUCAAAGCGCUAAAAGGAUGGAGAAAAUGAACACUAAAUUGGUCUAUUAAAGAUUUAGGUCAAAAUAAUACUGUCUUCCUCAAUAGUUAAUGCACAUAUAUGAGGAUUGGCCAAAUGAGGGAAGGAGUUUUAUGAAAGGUGCAAAAUCAUGUAAUGAAUUGUCAGAAAUGUGGAAAAAUAUUAUUUAUUAGAGACACUCAGCAAGAGUGUUGAUUCUCGUGAAACUCUUGUGGGAGAACAAGUGGUAUGAUUAUCUAGCCAAUAGAAACAUUUGGUAUUUCAAGUUAAUAGUCUAUGUUGGUAUCAAAUUUGUUAACUAAUCUAGCCUUCACACAAAUUUCUGGUUUAUAAAAAAUGAUACCUUGUAUAUCAUUGAUAGUUUUAACACCUUGUGCGGUCAAUCCCUGCCCCAGCAUCAUUUCAGGUGUGGUGUUGUGGCUGGUGCUAGGUAGUAUUACCUCGAUACUCAACACCACCCUUUAACACUGAACUUGAAAAUUGCCCACCACUGGUGCCCUACAGAUAUCUAUCUUUGACCAUCAUCAUCUAAGAGAUUAUUGAAGUACAAUGGGUGCAUCUAGAACAGUGGAAUUCUUCAGUGUAAUUGAUAAAUUUCCUAGAUCCAUGGUCGAAGAUAAUAGAGCACCGAAGUGUGAUGUCAUCAAUUUUCACUUUUUUU